AUGGCGUCUCCCAAGAAAUCAAAGAAAAGCAAGAAAGAUAGGAAAUUGAAGAAAAACUUAAGCUUGGUUCCAGUCGAGCCCAAAGCCGCAGACUCUGACUGGUGGGAUAGUUUCUUCAACCCAAGACAUCUAGAACAGGCUGUCGGAAAAAUCGGCCUAGGCGCUAGGCGGCCGCCUAGGCGGAUCAAUCAUGAAAUCGUUUCAAUUUCUGAUGGCCGCUAUACGAAAACUGGGCACACAGGUUGGAGUGGACUUGAUGAAGGCAUCAUUGUAAAAGGCAACUGCUCCGCUUCAGAUGAUACCAAGAAAAGAAAUACCAGUUUUAAGAAAAUAAAUAGUGAUGCAGGAGCUCGCGUGAGUGACUAUGUUGUCAGUGAGUUUGUUCAUGUGGACUUUGAGAAUGGUGCAACAACUACUCACAGAAGAUCUAAGGUUUCUAAUUCAACAUUCCAUCUCACCCAGCUGCAAUGGCACCACAGUCAAUAUGAUUCGAACGUAAUUUGCCAAGAGGAAGCUUGGUUUGACUCAGUGAGUAUUCUGGAGUCUGACUCGGAUGAUGACUUUAUCAGUAUGCGUGGAGAUGGUUUUCCAUUAGCAAGCAUUACAGUUGGGAAUAUCUCAAGUGGCCAAGUACUUCAGUACGAAAGUUCUGCUCACUUUGUUGAUAAAGGGUGUAAGUAUGAAGAAUACCAAAGCUAUAUGAAAAUAGAUGGAGGUAAAUCAGAUAAAAUCACUGGCAAAGAUGAGUGCUGGGAAUCAAAUCGGUUUUCGCUUAUUAGUACCCAGGGCUAUGAGUUUUCUCGCUUAGGGAAGGCUGAUGAAGUUUUCAGUAAGAGGAAGAAUAUAUUAGAUCACUCUUAUGGAAGCUUUAAAGGACUUAUGGAGGAUGGACGUGAUUCUAAUGAAAAAAUUCAAGACAAUGCCUGA
Prunus armeniaca (apricot) is the source of this 927-nucleotide messenger RNA. NCBI's taxonomy places the organism in Eukaryota, Viridiplantae, Streptophyta, Magnoliopsida, Rosales, Rosaceae. The record is from the annotation of a GenBank genome assembly.